This is a messenger RNA of Chenopodium quinoa (quinoa), 3469 nucleotides long. Its product is annotated as putative pentatricopeptide repeat-containing protein At5g13230, mitochondrial. Gene Ontology annotation, biological process: RNA modification. Gene Ontology annotation, molecular function: zinc ion binding; protein binding; RNA binding. Bases 107 to 2617 code for a protein of 836 amino acids. The transcript has 4 exons. Lineage: Eukaryota; Viridiplantae; Streptophyta; Magnoliopsida; Caryophyllales; Amaranthaceae. The record is from RefSeq and is a predicted model, not a curated record.
CUACCUUCAACUAAACGAGGCCUUAUGUUAAUUCCUUGUGUCCCAGUCUCACUCUCCAAAAAUCCAAAUCAAAAAAGUUAUCUUUAGUCGUUGAAUUGCAAGGCGUAUGAUUAAAUUGUUGCGCCAAACUGCGGUGCGACUGCCAUGGAUGAAGAAGAACAACCCAUCUUCAUUCAUUUCAAAAGGGCAAGGGUUUUCAGCCCAAGCUGCUCUACAAAAUGGAGAUUACUACUUCAUAGAUUAUGCAAACCCAGCAACUUCUUCCCCAUUUGAGGAGCUCAAUUCCCAUUUUUAUGGAAGAUCGAUUCAGGAAUGUUUAUUAACUCACGACAUUAUCAAAGGUCAAGCUUUACACUGUCAAAUUCUCAAGAAAGGUAAUUGUCUUGACCUUUUUGCCCAAAAUGUUUUGCUUAAUUUUUAUGUCAAAUCUGACCUUCUUCCUGAUGCAUGUAAACUGUUUGAUGAAAUGCCUGAGAGAGAUACCAUUUCAUUGGUUACUUUGAUUCAGGGGCUUGGUAAAGCUGGUCGCUUUACUGACGCUCUGGGGUUUUUCUCUGUGCUUCAUAGGGAUGGCCAUGAGAUGAAUCCCUUUGUAUUUACUACUGUUUUGAAAUUGUUUGUUAGUAUGGAACGGCCGGAAUUGGGUUGGAAUAUUCAUGCUUGUAUUUAUAAGCUUGGACAAGAUUGUAAUGCGUUUGUGGGUACUGCUCUUAUUGAUUCCUAUUCCAUGUGUGGGCUUGUGGAUAUCGCGAAGGAUGUCUUUGAUGGGAUUUUAUGCAAAGACAUGAUUUCUUGGAGUGGAAUGGUUGCUGGCUAUGUUGAGAAUGAUUGCUUUGAGGAGGCUUUGCGACUUUAUUUGGAGAUGCGGAUGGUGGGAUUCAUGCCCAACAAUUUUACUUUAGCUAGUGGCUUGAAGGCUUGCAUUGGUUUGGGGGCAGUGUGUUCUGCUAAGAGUAUUCAUGGGUGUGCUUUAAAGACUGGUUUUGAGAAGGACAACUAUGUUGGCAUUGCUUUACUUGGCUUGUACACUAAAUUUAGCGACUUUAGUGAAGCUGAGUUAGUAUUUAAAGAUAUGCCAAAAAAGGAUGUGAUCCCAUGGAGCUUCAUGAUUACGCACUGUGCACAGACUGACCAGAGUGAUUUGGCUGUUGAUAUAUUUCAUCAGAUGAGGAAAGCUUUUGUCAUGCCUAAUGAGUUUACUCUUGCUAGUUUAUUGCAAGCUUGUGCAAGCAUGGCCUGUUUGAAUAUGGGGAAGCAAAUGCAUUGCAUUGUCAUGAAGGUUGGCCUUGAUUCUAAUGUAUUUGUCUCUAAUGCCCUUAUGGACGUUUAUGCAAAGUGUGAAAGGAUUGAGGACUCUUUGGUAUUGUUUGAGGCCUCGGCAAACAAAAAUGAUGUCACCUGGAACACUAUGAUUGUCGGCUAUGGCCAAUUAGGGGAUGGCGAGAGAGCAUUGAUAAUGUUUAAGGGUAUGCUUGAGCACAACGUGCUGCCAACUGAGGUUACAUAUUCUAGUACGCUUCGUGCUUGUGCCAGCUUAGCGACAAUUGAUCCUGGAAUGCAGAUACAUGCUUUUACCAUUAAAACAAAAUUUGACAAAGAUAGUGUAGUCGGUAAUUCAUUAAUAGAUAUGUAUGCCAAGUGUGGAAACAUCAAGCCUGCUCGUUUAAUAUUUGAUACAAUGGGAAAGUGGGAUGAAGUUUCAUGGAAUACUAUUAUUUCAGCAUAUGCAAUGCAUGGCCUUGGAAAGGAGGCACUAAUAAUGUUUGACAGGAUGCAGGGAACAGACUGUAAGCCAAACAAGUUAACUUUUGUUGGUGUUCUUUCAGCUUGCAGCAACAUGGGACUAUUAGAUGAGGGACAAACUUAUUUCACCUCAAUGAUCAGUGAUUAUGGAAUAGAACCAUGCAUAGAGCAUUACACAUGUAUGGUUUGGCUUUUGGGGAGAUCAGGGAAUCUUGAUAAGGCUAUGGAACUGAUUAGGGAAAUGCCAUUUGAACCUAGUAUCAUGAUAUGGCGUGCUGUUCUUGGAGCAUGUGUCAUACACAAGAAUGUUGAGCUUGGAAAACUUGCUGCUGAACAUGUGCUUGAAAUGGAUCCACAAGACGAGACAGCUUAUGUAUUACUAUCAAACAUUUAUGCCUCGCUAAAGAGAUGGGGGCAUGUAGCUCAUGUCAGGAAAAGCAUGAAAAAUAAAGGAGUCAAGAAAGAACCAGGAUUGAGCUGGGUCGAGAUACAAGGUGAGACACAUUUCUUCACUGUAGGUGAUACAUCACAUCCUGAUAUCCGGUUAAUAAAGGGGAUGCUUGAAUGGUUGAAGAUGAAAGUCAAUAGAGAAGGAUAUAUUGCUAAUUGCAAUGUGAUUCUGCUCGAUGUAGAAGAUGAAGAAAAAGAGCGCCUCGUGUGGUCGCACAGUGAAAGACUAGCUUUGGCCUUUGCUUUAGUUAGGACACCAUUGGGUAGUCCUGUGCGUAUACUUAAAAAUCUCCGAAUAUGUGCAGAUUGCCAUGCGGCAGUUAAGCUUAUAUCAAAGGUUGUUCAGCGAGAAAUUGUCGUCCGAGAUAUAAAUCGGUUCCACCACUUUGAGGAUGGCAUCUGCUCCUGUGGUGAUUAUUGGUGAACCCUUGUAGAGCUACGAGUUUUAAACACUACAUGUUUUAUCUUUUGCACCGGUCACACAAUUGAAAAGAAUAUGUAGCCUGAAAUUUUCUUUCAUUGAUGGAACAUCAUCUGGCCAUCUACAUAAGUUGAUAUGGAGUUAGAUCAAGCUGAUUUCAGAUGCUCGUCAAAAUUUUCAAGUCACCAGUAUGUGGAUGAUUAAAAUGCAAAUUCAGAUGAUGCAGCAGAGCCAUCUUUUUGAAGACGAGUCCAUCUUUCAUCCCAUUGGACUAAAGAUACGCUCUGAAGCUAUUUAAAAUGGGCAUGAAUAUGUGAAGGCGAUCAAUUCCUCUUUAGAAAACUUAAAGUUUCAUGAAUCCCGCAGUGUUUUAUAGCUCCUUAGCAGCAUGUCUCUUGAUUUAGGUGUUACUUGAAGUUCCCAUUAUCAAGAGACUACAGGUGAUUAUGAAUGGAGUCUGGAAGACGGGAAACGUUCCUUACCAGGCAGAAUAUAUGGAACAAAAUUUCAACUCUUUGGGGAAGGAAUUCCACAUCAGAAUUGGACUACCUUUUGUAUGCAGCUUGUCCAUAAACAAGUUGCUGAAGCACUUGCAUCAGCUGCAGCUCUAGCACGUAACCGAGUUUUGGCACCUUGCUUCACAGAAUAGGAUAUGCUGAUUUGUGCUUGUGAAUUAUAAUCCAAUUAUUUUGGGAUAUUGUAUACUUCCACAUACAAGUAGUAGGUGUUAGAGGGGGACAUCAACCUUCCAUAUCUUGGUAGUAAGUAAUAAGGUGGUGGCGGUAGGCAAGUAGGCAACUUUCCUAAGUUUUGCGUUGCCUGUAAAUAAGAUUGCAUUCAUUUUUGCAUUGUCCA